ACGACGUCCCCAUCCAUCGACCUGAAGUGCUUCUACACUAUCUGGGCCCCAUAUGAUCUGUCAACCGCUAGUGAAGCAUCCCAAGACACUUCAUCCAACGCCGCGACGCAUCAACGUAUCAACGUAUCAAGGCAUCUCUGCUUCUGCUUCUGCUCCUGCUCCUGCUUGUGCGUCUACAUCUGCACAACCCACCUGUUCACUUUUCUGCCGCCCCGAAUCUAUUUGUUCGUUCGACCUGUCGAGGAUUCAAAGCAACCACGGCACCUCAGCAAAACGCACGACGCCAGCUCCCCGCGUUUAAUGCCCGACCUAACCUAAGAAGUUACCUGACACCUGCAGACCCCGAACAACGCAACUGCAACCCUGUCUCUGUAGUUGCAGCCCCCCCCCUUGGCUCGACUCCGGCACACUAUUCCGGACCCUUUCCAAUUCCCAAGGUCUUCAACGGCGCUGAGCUCGCUGCCGCCCAAUCCGCCAUCCCCUGGAUAUUGGGUCACUUUCUAUAAGACCAUCCUGAGCCCCCACCGGCCCUCCAAGCUCGGGACCCCCCUUUUCUUCCCCACUUCACCAUCAAGAACAGCAACAACAACAGCCAUAACUCGGACAUCUCGUCUGAACAAACCCCUCACCUCUUUUCCCUCUCACGCUCUCACCACCCUCCCCACCCCUUUUUCACUCUACUCUCACCACCUCACACACACACACCCCUCACCAUCCUCCAAUAUGCCUCCUUCUACUACCCCCAAAAGGCAAACACGCUCAAGUCACUCCUCCACCAGCCAGGAAUCUCGAAAUAGGAGGAGUAACGACUCAUAUGGCUCUAACUCAACUGCGCCCACCUCCCUCUACACCUCGCCCCGUCCCUCUGGCUUGAAGCGCUCCCCCGCAUCAACAGGAAGCAGUGGUACGUCCAGGAGUUACGACUACCAAAACGAUGUCAGCCCUACCACUUCCCUCGACUCGCGCUCCUCCGUCGAGACAUAUGCCUCGACGACAGCUUCAUCUGAGGAUAUUGCCACCCUGGACGACAAGUCGUUGGACUACGAGUACAACAGCAUCCCGCCGCUUCCCGUGUACCGCCGCGAGCUUGUCGAGCCCAAUGUCCGCCCUUCAACCCCCCAAGACUUCGCCAAACUCUUCCCCUCGCUCAACCGCCUGACAAUUCGCCAUGAUGAGUUUACUUCCGACGGAAACAUGAACUUGCGGAUCGACACAGUGGUGACGGGACGGAGGAGAACGGCCAUCCAGCUCUUCCAUCUUCGCAUGUACGAUCUGGCCAAGCGGGAAUUCUCGCUUCGUCGGUACUCGAGGGAUUCUGGUCGCGAGGUUUGCAACUCGAAGCGCAAGUACACUGAGCCGGGCGCUCCUUCGAGGCCCCAAUCCAGGGAUCACGAUGAGAGGCCAACGCUGAAGCGCUCCAUGUCGACCGCGAUCAAGAACUUGGGUGGUGGAAAGCCGGCUCUUCGCCGCGCGAAGUCGGGCAUGGCAGCCUUGGGCCGCCCUGGCACGGGCUACUCAUCUUCUGAUGCGGAUGAUGAGAUCUUCCACGAUCGGAGCAACUUGUCUCGUCUGUCACUCGAUCAUCACAAGGCCCAGAGGCCGCAGCCUACCAACACUAUCAAGCUUGAGUUCAGUAACUAUGCCCGUGUGGAUGUGCAUCGUCGGGGCAGCAAGAACAACAAGCGCUACGAAUUUGAGUGGUGGGGCCACAAGUACAGCUGGAAGCGUCACUUUGACAAGCAGCUGAACUCAGUGUCCUUCCACUUGAUCCGAGACGGGAACUCCAGCGCGCCGGUCGCGCAUAUCGUUCCCGAGACAAGGUCUCCCAGCCAGGUGCUCGCUGACGAGAACGCUGGUGGCUGGGUGCCUCCUUGCUUCAUGUGGAUCGCCGAUGAGACCAUCGUGGAUGCCAUCACUGAUGUUGCCGAUGUCAUUAUGUCUACCGGGCUCAUGGCUCUCGUGGAUGACUGCAUCAAGGAGCGAUGGCAGACCAAGAAGGUCCAUCACAUUCCCGUUCCCUUGAUUCACAAGACGGUCAGCUUUGAGAACAUCAACCCCAGGGCUAUCAUGCAGAGCAUUUUCGGCCGGCGGCACUCCCACUCAAGUGACCGCCCGCCCUCGGCACCAUCGAGCCCUCUGCGAUUCGCGAAUCCCGUGCCGGUCUACUAGACCGACCGACUGCACACUUUGAGCUGCAGUCUUUUUUUGAACUUUUUCCUUGCCACCGGCAAUGUCAUGUACUCGGGCCGAAAGGCGGUUGGAUGUGGUUGGAACACCCUACUUUCCGGCUUUCCUUCUCCCUGUCAGUGGUUUUCGGCGCCCGACACAGCUGCCACGUGUUGCUGCCCAACCACGAGACGGACAGGUUCCCAAAGUUCUGGGAACCCAUAAGGAGAACAUGGCGACGCCUCCUUGAUCUGAGAUGGUUGAGAACACGGGGCACCGAUGACGACGUUUCGCCUCUUAUUUCCCUUGUAGAGUUUUCCGUGUGUUUUUUCAUUCUUGUUCUAUAUCUGGGCCCUUUUCUUGUUUUUCUUUUCACCAUCUUGUCUACUUUAAAAAGCGUUUUUCGUUGUGUCAUUUGCCCUUUGGCUGCUAUUAUUAUCACUACAGCGAUUUCUUGUUUGUUUUUCUUUUUUGGAAAGGAACUAAUCCGGGUCAGCAUGGAUGUUUAAUGGACAUGGCGUUUCUUUUUGUUUUCUCAUCAUCAUUCAUCACCAACAGACACUUGGCGAAAAGGGGGGACAGGCGCACUCAACACACACUCUCACAAACGCAUAUGGAGGGGAAUGGUUGGGUAUGGGAUAGGUUGUCGGCAGCAUGAUGACAAGGGGAGUUUUUCCUUUUUCUUCUUCUUUUUUCUGACAUCUAUUUGGGUAUCUCAUCAUGAUCAUGGGCAUCUACGGUAGCAUUUUUUGGAGCAUUUCACGUUGUUUUUUACUCUUUUCUUUUUUUCUUUUUGUUUUUGUUGGAAUAUGGGCUUGGAUGGUGGUGGAAUGGCGUGUUAUGAUGGAAAUGGAAAUGAUAUGAAUUGGAGGAGGGGAUGAGCUCACAUGAUGGGGAUGACUUGUACUGGCAUAUAUGCGUGGCUCUCACCAGGAGCUUUACUUUCUUUCUUGCACUCUAACCCAACUACUCUCCUCUCACGGGGACGAAGGCAGUCACAGAUGGACAGAAACGUCAAAGCAUUUUCUUUUGUCGAUACAUAUACAACAACUAUACAUACAUACCAACA
Podospora bellae-mahoneyi is the source of this 3235-nucleotide messenger RNA. RefSeq lists its product as uncharacterized. NCBI's taxonomy places the organism in Eukaryota, Fungi, Ascomycota, Sordariomycetes, Sordariales, Podosporaceae. The coding region runs from base 724 to 2169 and encodes 481 amino acids. The transcript is spliced from 2 exons. The record is from RefSeq and is a predicted model, not a curated record.